CCGCGGUAACGUGAGCUGUGGGAGCGCCGGAGGCGGGCGGGAUCCGCUCCCCACCGGCGACAUGGAGCUCAGCCUGGCCCGUGUGGACUACCUGCAGGUGGGAGUGACGGCCCAGAAGACGAUGAGGCUGCUGCCCGCGUCGGGGAGGAAGGCGACGCAGAAGGUGGUUGUUGGAGAUCAGGAUGGAGUUGUUACAUGUUUUGGCAUUAAAAAAGGGGAAGCUGUGCCAGUGUUCAAGACACUGCCAGGCCAAAAAAUUGAGAGAUUGGAGUUGGGAGGAGCUCUUAAUACACCACAAGAGAAAAUUUUUGUGGCUACAGGAUCAGAAGUCAGAGGUUUCACAAAAAGAGGGAAGCAGUUUCUUUCAUUUGAAACUAACCUCACUGAAAAUAUCAAAGCUAUGCAUAUUUCAGGAGCAGAUCUCUUUCUUUGUGCCAGCUAUAUCUAUAACCAUUACUGUGACUGCAAAGACCAACACUACUACCUAUCAGGAGAUAAAAUCAACGAUGUUCUCUGCCUUCCUGUAGAUAAAGUGAAUUGCAUUACACCGGUACUUGCAUGUCAGGAUAGAAUCCUCAGAGUUCUGCAGGGAUCUGAUCUACUCUAUGAAGUAGAAGUUCCUGGACCACCUACCGUUCUUGCUCUAAACAAUGGAAAUGGAGGUGAUUCUGGAGAAGAAGUUGUGUAUGGAACUUCUGAUGGUAAACUGGGUCUUACCCAUAUUACUGGUUCCAAGCCUAUAUCAAAGUGGGAAAUUGGUAAUGAAAAAAAGAGAGGAGGUAUUUUAUGUGUUGAUAGUUUUGACAUUCUGGGAGAUGGAGUUAAAGAAUUACUCGUUGGGCGAGAUGAUGGAGUGCUAGAAAUCUAUAGCUUUGAGAGUGCAGAUGAUCCAGUCCUUCGGUUUGAUCACGCUUUAUCAGAGAGCAUUGCAUCAGUCCAGGGCGGCUGUGUAGGAAAAGAUGGAUAUGAUGAAGUUUUAGCAUCCACAUACUCAGGCUGGCUGACAGGACUGACUACAGAACCUGUCCAUAGAGAAGGUGGAUCAGGUGAAGAACUAAAAUUAAGUCAAGAAAUGCAGAGCAAGAUUUCAUCCUUAAGGAAUGAAUUGGAACACUUGCAGAUGAAAGUCCUUCAAGAACGUGAAAAAUACCAGCAGUCUUUGCAAUCCAGCACUGCUGUUUCAUCAGUACCUGCAUUUAAUGUGAAUGAUAAGUUUACAUUAAAUAAGGAUGAUGCUAGCUACAGCCUCAUCUUGGAGGUGCAGACAGCUAUAGAUAAUGUCCUGCUACAGAGUGAUGUCCCAAUAGACUUGCUGGAUGUGGAUAAAAAUUCUGCCGUUGUUAGCUUUAGCAGCUGUGAUUCUGAGCCAAACAGCAACUUUCUUCUUGCGACUUACCGAUGCCAAGCAAAUACUACAAGACUUGAACUUAAGGUUCGAUCGAUUGAAGGGCAAUAUGGGACACUUCAAGCAUAUAUAACUCCAAGAAUUCAACCAAAAACCUGCCAAGUUCAUCAAUAUCAAAUUAAGCCCCUUUCACUUCAUCAGAGAACUCGUACUAUUGACCACGACAGACCCAUGAAUACACUGACACUGAAAGGCCAGUUCAGUUUCGCUGAAAUUCACUCUUGGGUUGUGUUUUGCUUGCCUGAAGUGCCUGAAAAGACUCCUGCUGGAGACAGUAUCACCUUUUAUUUUCAGAACACCUUCCUGAGUACACAGCUUGAAAGUACUUACAGAAAAGGUGAGGGAUGUUUUAAGUCUGACAACAUUUCUACAAUCUCCAUCCUAAAAGACGUGCUUUCCAAAGAGGCUACUAAAAGGAAGAUUAAUCUCAACAUAUCAUAUGACAUAAAUGAAGAAUCUGUGAGGCACACAUUAAAGCUCAUCCACCCUAAAUUAGAGUAUCAGCAGCUCUUGGCCAAGAAGGUUCACUUAAUAGAUGCUUUGAGAGAAUUACAAGUUCAUGAAGGAAAUGUGGAUUUCCUGCUACCAAAAUACCGCAGCAUUUUGGAAGAGGCAGAUCAGCUGCUUGAGGAAUACAAGAGACAGCCUGCACAUCUUGAGAGACUUUAUGGUAUGAUCACAGAUCUCUUCAUAGAUAAAUUUAAAUUUAAAGGCACCAAUGUGAAAACUAAAGUUCCUCUUCUUCUGGAAAUUCUGGAUGGAUGUGAUCAAGAUGGACUAAUUGCUUUCUUUGAAGCUGCAGCCUGACAAGGAAAAAGCAGAACAAUUGUUCUUUUAAACUAAGGCAGUUCAAUAUUUUUAAGAACACUUUUACUCUGCUGUUAUACUGUCAGCUGUUAGGUUUUACCCACAUUUAUUACCACAUUUAAUACAGCAGUUAAGUUUAGUUCACAGACUAUUGUGUAUGUUAAUGGCUACAGAGUUUUGAUGUGCAUAAUAUACUGCACAGCUGAAGAAAAUGUAGAACCAGAUGGAAAUACCAAACAACCUUUUUGCAAAAAAUGUUUUUCAUGCUGUCAAGACUCCCUGCAGUGAUCUGUUCUCCAAUUGUGACAAUGUAUGAAGACACUGCUUCUCAGAGACUUGGCCAGAUUGAGAAGAAAUGUGUGUUAAAUCAUGCUGCUGCUCCAAGAAAUCAGUAUUGCAACCUCACCAGGCCUGGGGGCUAGGAAGAGGAGAUCUCUUCUUGAAUUUUGGCCUGAAAACAGCAACUGUUAAAGCUACAUGUUCAAGCUUGU
Colius striatus (speckled mousebird) is the source of this 2703-nucleotide messenger RNA. RefSeq names its product Bardet-Biedl syndrome 7 (gene BBS7). The transcript is spliced from 19 exons. Gene Ontology annotation, cellular component: membrane; neuron projection; axoneme. Gene Ontology annotation, biological process: non-motile cilium assembly; intracellular transport; intracellular protein localization. The record is from RefSeq and is a predicted model, not a curated record. Lineage: Eukaryota; Metazoa; Chordata; Aves; Coliiformes; Coliidae. Gene Ontology annotation, molecular function: protein binding. The coding region runs from base 62 to 2212 and encodes 716 amino acids.